Molecule: messenger RNA, 570 nt
Organism: Parascedosporium putredinis
Lineage: Eukaryota; Fungi; Ascomycota; Sordariomycetes; Microascales; Microascaceae
Source: the annotation of a GenBank genome assembly
AUGUGGAUUAUCAACUGGUUCUAUGAUGUCCUUUCGAGCCUUGGGCUGCUCAACAAGCACGCCAAGCUGCUCUUCCUCGGACUCGACAACGCCGGAAAGACGACGCUAUUACACAUGCUGAAGAACGACCGAGUUGCCAUUCUUCAACCCACUCUUCAUCCCACCUCUGAGGAACUUGCCAUCGGAAAUGUGCGAUUUACCACUUUCGAUCUUGGUGGCCAUCAACAGGCUCGUCGUCUUUGGAAAGACUACUUCCCCGAAGUGAACGGCAUCGUUUUCCUCGUCGACGCCAAGGAUCACGAUCGAUUCCCCGAAGCCAAGGCUGAACUCGACGCCCUACUCUCCAUGGAGGAGCUCUCCAAGGUUCCCUUUGUCGUCCUCGGCAACAAGAUCGACCACCCCGAUGCCAUCUCUGAGGAUGAGCUCCGCCACCAGCUUGGCCUCUACCAAACUACUGGCAAGGGCAAGGUUCCCCUUGAGGGAAUCAGGCCCAUCGAGGUCUUCAUGUGCUCCGUCGUCAUGCGACAGGGCUAUGGUGAUGGUAUAAGGUGGCUCUCCCAGUACGUCUAA